CACAUUUUUAAAACUCAAAAAAAUCCUCGUUUUUUUUUUAAGUAAUCCCUCUUAACACUCCCUGCUCUUACACGAUAUGGGACUCUAUUAUAUUGGUGAAAUGAAACUUGGGUCGUCCUAGGACUGCAAAGUUCAGCCGAAUCCAUCCAUAUGAAUGCUUCAUUCUGAAUUCACAUCACCAGUCCACAGAGAGAGAAGCAGGCAGGCAACCAAGGAACAAACAACAACCAUUCUUUCUUUUGUUCUCUAGCUGUUGUCUCCAGCAUCCAUCCCCCCUCUCCCCUCAUUUCCAACUCUUCUUUGUAAACUUCCAUACCCAACCAUCUCCCUCACUCCUUUCCCUUUCUCACUCUGCUCAAUCGCUUUCCUCCCUUGCCCCUUCCCCUCGUCUCACCUCUGUGUCUCCUUCCACAAACUUCUGCAUUCCAUUUUGUUCGUUUCCUCCGUCGGAUUGAAGGAAAGCUGAAAAUAGAAAGCUGGAACAUCGACAUGUCGGUCAUCAGCUCCAGAGGAAGCAACGCAGCAGAGCUUCGUCUUCCCAGGAAAUGGACGGACAGAGAAGCCACUCCUGAGCGAAUCAGGGUCUGGGGUCACAACCGCUCCACCUCCAACACCGCGACUGUAGAAAAUGUUGAUAUUAUUAAGGCCGGAAACACCUGCGCCGAGAAGGAGAAUAAGAAGAAAGUCCCCGUCGUUUACUACCUCUCGAGGAAUGGACAGCUCGAGCACCCUCAUUUCAUGGAAGUCCCCCUCUCUUCUCCCGACGGCCUCAAUCUCCGAGAUGUGCUCGACCGGUUGAAUCUGCUCCGCGGGAAAGGCAUGGCUGCUCUCUACUCCUGGUCUUGUAAACGGAGCUACAAAAGCGGCUUUGUCUGGCACGAUUUGGCGGAGGGCGAUUUCAUCUACCCGGCCCACGGCAGCGAGUACGUCCUCAAAGGCUCCGAGCUUCUCGAACCGGCGCCGCUCGCCGACUCCACGGGUUCCUUCAGAUCUGUAAAGAUACCGGCCGAGAUUCAGAGCCACAAGUCGUCGUCGUCGUCCGCGUCUCCGCCGUCGAGCGACGAGGUGAAUCCUAGCCCGGCGAUCGCGCGGCGGAGGAACCAGUCCUGGAGCUCCAUCGACCUCAGCGAGUACAAGGUCUACAGAGCUGAGCCGUUCUCCCAGUCGAGCCGGAGGCUGGCGGCGGACGCGGCGACUCAGACGGAGGACAAGAGGCGGUGGAGGAGGCCGGUGAAGCUGGCGGAGGAGGAAGAGGAGGAGGAGGAAAUCGUGAGGGACCGGCGGGAGGUUGGAGUAGGGAGCAGGGAGGAGAUCGAGAUCGAGAUCUCGCCUCCGCCGUCGGAUUCCAGCCCGGAGACGCUGGAGACGCUGAUGAAAGCGGACAGGCGGCUGAUCUCGCUGGGCGGGAGGAGGAGGAGCGGUGGCGGAGCGGAGGAUUCGAAUCCGACGGCGGAGAACGGCGGGAAGGUGAAGGCGUCGACGGUCCUGAUGCAGCUGUUUGCCUGCGGGUCCAUGUCGUUCAGGGACUGCGGGGCCGCGGCGGUGAAGGAGCAAGGGCUCUCUCUGAUUGGGCAGCAGUACAAGGGGAGGCUGCCACGUGGCGCCGGGGACCACCUAGCAGGGGCAUCCAGGGAAUUUCGCAGUCCUCCUCCAGGGGUAAGACUGGAAGAUAAGGAGUAUUUUAGCGGGAGCUUGAUCGAGACGAAGAAGAAGGAAGAGAAUAUUCCUGCCGCGCUGAAGCGGUGUAAUUCCUAUAACGCUGACAGGAUGUCACAGCUGCAACUCGGGGAACAUGAGGUGGAAGGGAGAGCAGGAGGUGGUGGCGCGACCACGAAAUGCAUUCCGAGGAAGCUGCCCAAGGCAGGGGCGGCGGCGACGCCGAGUCGGAAAGAGAAGGAGAAGAUUAGCCACCAGGACGAUGGGAGUAAUAGCAGGGAGGGUGGUGGUGGAGGAGGGAGCAAGAGAUUUGAGCCGACCACCAUCCGACAAGUAGAGGAAACCCGAAAGGAUGGAAGCAAAUAGUAAAAAUGUUUGACGGCAGAUAGUCUCCUUUACACUUAAUGGAAGGGAAUGCAUGUUUUUUGCUAUAUGUACAUGACUAAAAAUGUUGCUGUUAGUGGUAGCAGUUAUAUAUAGUUCAUAUAUUAGUGGGGCCUGAAGCUGAAGACCACCAAGUUAACUUAACUGGCACGGCAGGGCGAGUAGGACAUCCAUGGUGGGAGUCUGGGAGAGGGAAUUAAGAGGGGGAAAUGCGUGCUUUUGGGAAAUCAAGAAAAAAGGGUCAAAGAAAGGAGAAGAAGAGUUAGCUUUUGUUUUAACUAUUUUCAUCGUUACGUUCUGUUUUGUGGAAGGUUGCGAAAAUGUCUGCUAGGUUGAGAUCAUGGCGCGCCUUGGUGUCUGUAGUAUUCAGAAACUAAUGCAUGGAGCAAUGUAGAAAUGUCAAAUAAUCAGGGUUGUCACGCCGGCCGGCGUGCCACCGGUUGUACCUGGUUCAACCUGUACCGGUCAUAAAACCGGUGUGACACCAUCGGUAUGACCGGCAUGAUCGAUAUACGAAUCUCUAAGUAAAAUAACCUUAUUUUAGUGACUUUAAUUGUUAAAAAUUAUUUUAUUAUUUAUUUUAUGAGUAUAAAUGUUAAAUAUUGAUGUUAUUUGUUGGAUUCAAGUAUAAAUGUUUAGGUAUUGACGUUAAAUGUCAUGUUUAAAAUGAGUAUUUAUAAUUUUAUUUGUAAUAUUGACCGGCAUGAACCGGCACAAACCGAUAUGUGUCACCGGUCGAACCAUUCCACUUGCUAAACCGACACACUGGCAUAAGACAACCUUUCAAAUAAUUAAUAGCGCCGAUCGAGCUGGAGCCUUCCUUUUCCUUCUGGUACUUAGGAAGUCGUUAUUUUGGCGCAUGCAUGCGAUGGGAACUCGAGUUUUUUUGUUGUCUCCGCGCUUAGUUUACAUUUUGGCGUUUGCUUUGUUCUAUCUCUCUUUCUAAGUUUUUAACUUUGCCGGGUUCUGCCACCGGCCACCGUCAGAGCUACCUGAUCACGAGGCUUGCAGGUUGCCCCCCGAACCCUACUCAAGGUUGUCAAACCGGUUUGUGCCAGUGUUCCGGUUUAGCAAGUGGAAUGGUUCGACCGGUGGUACAUACCGGUUUGUGCCGGUUCAUGCCGGUUAAUAUUACAAAUAAUUUACAAAUACUCAUAUUUAAGCACGACAUUUAACGUCAAUACCUAAAUAUUUGUACUUGAAUCCAACAAAUAACAUCAACAUUUAACUUUUUAACACAUAAAAUAAAUAAUAAAUGACUUUUUAUCAAAUAAAUUCACUAAUAUAAGAUCAUUUUACUUAGAGAUUCGCAUAUCGAUCAUGCCGGUCAUACCAGUGGUUUCAUACCGGUUUUAUGACCGGUACAGGUUGAACCAGGUUCAACCAGUGGCACGCCUGCCGGCGUGACAACCAUGCCCCUACUGCUUCGAGUUCGACACAUGUGAUAACCUUGUGUGUUUAAAGCAACGCCACGUUAGUUUUCUUGGUUACGUAUUGAAAAAUACGUUGUUCGGAGGGUUAAAAUUGUAGUAAGAGGGACGUUGCACCGAAGACUACUGCUGACUUUGAGGGGUCGGUUAGCAUGCUAACCCCCCUUAGGGGUUAGAAAAAUGACACCCCUAGUAUAUUAAAUACAACUAUAGAAUUUAAUACACACAUUAAAUACAUAUUAGGAAUUAAAUAUACCAUAUUAAUUAGGAAUUCUCUCACUAUUAAAUACACAUUAGGAAUUAAAUACACACAUUAAAUACACAUUAGGAAUUCUCUCACUAUAUUUGAUUUUUCCUUUUUCAGCAGUCUCCGACCACCAGACUUCCUCCGACCGCCACACUUCUCCGGUGAAAAUCCCAUCGGCAGACUCCCUCCGACCACCUCCAAAAAAUAUACCACUGCACUGAUACGGUGUACCACUGUACUGGUAGAUAUACCACUACACUGAUACGUUGUACCACUGUACUGGUAGAUAUACCACUGCACUGGUAGCGAUAUCAGUGCACUGGUAGCAAUGUCAUAUCUGAGUAUCAGUGCAGUGGUACAAAUACCAGUAAAGUGGUAAUUAAUGUGGUGUAUUUAAUGCUUACUUUGUAUUUAAUAAGAGAAAAUUUAUUAUGUUUACUUUCAUUAAUACUUGUCAAUAAUUAAUGAAAAAUUGACCAAUUAAAAGGGGGUGUCAAAAAACCAACCCCUUAAGGGGUUAGCAUGCUAACCCGUUAAGGGGUUAGUAGGCUAAAUUAACGGUCAUUUUCUGACCGAAGGCCUCCUCAUUCUUUGUAUCCAUCCCAUCAAUAUUAACGGUCAGUCGGUCACACUAAAUUCCGAGCCAAUUUGACACGUUUUUUCUCAAAAUUCGGACAAAAUUUUAUAGUUUGAAAGAAGAGGCCAAAAUUGUCUGUUAUAUCAUAGUUCAGAUCAAAUCAGGGUAAUAUCGAUCUCCAUGACGUGGAAGCCAUCACGCAGCCGCGUCAGCAUUAUAUGAUGAUGUUCUAGACAGAGGAAAUAAUUGACUAUCAAUAUUAAUGCACAACUUAAAUUUGGGGCCAAAUUUUGAUAAUUUUUUUUUAAAAUUCGGACAAAAGUCAAAACUAUCUUAUUUGACAGCUUUGAACAAACAAAAUUAUCAUUUAGGUCGCAGUUCAAUCCAAAUUGAGGUGUUAUCCGUAAUUAAAUGGCCAUUCCUACCAAAAUGUUGUGUUUAAAAGGGUCGGGUUUUCACUACCUCGCCCAGCACAGAAAGUCAACAAUUGAGUGCAACUUUUGGGCCCAAAGCAAGGGCCCGUUUAGCUCGCCAAGGAGGUCGGCCCAUGUCGGUAGGUAGAUGGGGUGGCCGAGCGAGGUGGGCUCCUUUUGGGAGGAAGUAAAGAGGGAGAAUUAGUUGGGCUAAGAGGAUUUUCUUGCAUCAGACGAGGAAAUAAUGCGGGCCAAUUGGCUAAAAGAAAGUAAGAAACUAUGGGAAUGUCAACACGGUUGGACUUGGAGUUCCUCUUAGUUAGUGGUGGGAUUCGGUCGGUAAACAAUUUACCGUUUACCGAUACCGGUUUCGGUAUACCGAAGUUAACCAAAGUGGUUACCAAUUACCGAUACCGGUUUGUAACCGGUUUACCGAUUACCGAAUUACCGGUAAACGGUUACAAACCGGUAUUACCGAAAUAUCGUGAGAAGCGAUUUCGGGCGGUUUUUCGGUCGAUUUACCGAAUAUUUACCGAACCGAAUUUCUGGAAGUGGGGUGAUGUUGUAAUAUUUUGAUUUUUUUUAGUUUUUUUCAUCAUUUUUAUAAUUAAUAAUUUAUUAUUAACUCUUAUUUACAAUAUUUUUGAGGCCUAUACUUACAUUCAUGUAUGUAAUAUUUUAUAUUUUUGGGGGUAAAGAAACAAAACGCAGCGCAACACUAGGGAGUAGGGAGGGGGAAUUCGGUAUCGGUAAUACCGAUUUACCGUCGGUAUUUACCGAUACCGUGUCCGGUAAACCGACUCCCCCAACUUCCCGCUCGGCUGCCGAUACCGCCGGUAAACGGUUUACCGUUUACCGUCGGUUACAAGUUCGGUAAAAUGGUAAACCGUUUAUCACCCUACUCUUAGUCCUGGCCUACGUACUAUACUACUAUGCAGGGCUGCUAACAAAAGCUUCCGGCUCAGUGUUCACUUUGUGCAAAUUAUAAAUUGAGAGAUAUAUAUAUUUAAAUUAUAACGCAGCACAAUUAUGAUGUCUAGUCUAACCGGUCCAUCAAUCAAUUUUUUUUUUUUUGACAAAAGACAUUGGAUUUCCAUUACCUGUGGCACAAGCUAGUCAUUACAGUAAGGGAGCAACUACAUCAAGAAUUUGUAACCAUUGAGAUGGUAACUGAUUUCUAGCACAUGAUCUAGCAAACCAAUUAGCCUUGAAGUUGUUCUUUCGAUUAAAGUGUUGCAGCUUGAUGGACGGGUUCUCCUCAAGAAUACUCUUGAUGUUGCCCAGCCUUGCUGCCGCUGGCCACGACCAUGACUUUGGGUCGCUCUGGACUGCCUUCACCAGCUGCAAGCAAUCUGAUUUCAGCAGGCAGGGAGCUCUGAGGGAAACUGCUAACCGGGAACCCUCCAACAGGGCUAAGGCUUCUGCUUCAAGUGGGGAAAAACAAUGCAUGGGCUCAGCUUUACCAUCACAAACUUGACCAUGGCUAUUCGAUACAACGACGCCAUAUGCCGCCUUCUGGGGCUCGUCAAAGAACGAGCCAUCGUAGUGUACUUCAAAGUGAUGAGUACCUGGCGGUGGUGAAGAGUGUUGCUGGGGUGAAAUGAGCUGAGGCGGUGGGAGACCUUCAGAAACUCUCCUUGGGCACGUGGUCCAUUGUAGAUGGGCUGACGCCGCCCUCGUGAUCGUGGAUGGUGGCCAUGGCUUCGUAUCCCUAAAGAUCUUCUCAUUCCUAGUUUUCCAUGUCUGCCAACCGAGGAAAAUGAUCUUCUGAAUCGCUAUGAUUGGAUAGCUCUGUCGAAGGGAAUCGAGCCAUUCCAGGAAAGAAGAGAGUGGUGCAGGUUGAGGCAGGGAAGGACACUCUUGGUUCCAUCCCUCCGCCGCGUGGGGGCAGUCAAAUAAGCAGUGGUGGACUGAUUCCGUCGAGAAUCCACAGAUCGGGCAAGCCUUUGAGGUGGCACAUUUCCUCGCAAAUAGGUUUUCUUUUGAAGCCAAAGCCCCUCUCGUAACCUUCCACACGAAGAAUUUAAGCUUCAGAGGGAUAGAAAGGCUCCAUAACCACUUCCAUCUUUUCCUGCUUGCCUCCGAAAACUCCUCGGUUCGUCCUCUGUCAUUUCUGGUAUGAAAAUGGAAUUGGGUGAAAGCAGACUUCACCGUGAAAUUUCCUUGAUCAGUGAACCUCCAUGCCCAAAAGUCCUCCAGUGAGUCCGGCCCAAUAGGGAUCACUGCCACCUGCUUCAGGUCCUGUUGACUAAGGAAAACCGCUAGCAAGUCGAAUUUCCAUUCCCUCGAAAUCUCAUCGAUCCAACUGUCUGCUGUAGAGUUGUCGUUCCAUUCAAACUGGAGGAGGGGGCCUGCCCUAUCAAAUCUCCAGGGGUCAUGGAAGAUCCUCGUUGUUUUGCCAUUGCCAAUCACUCGGAUCAACCCUUAUCGCAUCCACUUUUUCGCUUCACAAAUACUGGACCAGAUCCAAGAAGCUCUGCUGCCAUUUUUUGCAUUUAGGAAAUCCGAGUUGGGGAAAUAAAUACUCUUCAGUACUUAAACCCACAAGGCAUCCUUGUUGGUGAGUAUUCUCCAAGCUUGCUUGGCCAGAAGUGCAAGAUUGAAAGUAUGGAAAGGACGGAACCCGAGUCCCCCCCUCCUCUUUAGGUGCGUAUAAAACUUGUCCUGCUCUCCAAUGAAUCGUUUUCUUUGUCAUGGAUCCUCCCCAGAAGAAAGAUUUGAGCAUGGAAUCCAUUUUCUUUGUUGUACUCUUUGGCAGUAGGAACAGGCUCAUGAUGUAGGAUGGGACCGCUUGGAAUACCGCUUUGAGCAAAACUUCUUUCCCUCCCGGGAACAGGAGGAGGCUCUUCCAGGCUUCCCCUUUAGAUUCCAUGCGUUGGAGGAGGAAGUGAAAUGUUUCUUUCUUUGAUCUGCCCCAUUCGGUCGGCACUCCCAGAUAGUUGGAGUGGCAUGAAGUGGGUGCAAAACCGUCCAUCAAGAAUUAUUGAUGUGUAUUACAAGAAGGAUAAAAGGCUAAUUUUUAUUAAAUACUAUAAUUUCAGUUUAUUAUUAUUACUACUGUCUUAGAAGUAAUUUAAAGGUAUUAUAUGCUAAAUCAAAGAUAUAUCAUAAGCUCCCUCUGUAUAAUGGAUAAAUUAAAUACAGAAAAACAACAACCAUAACAACAUAUAUGGAUUAAUUGUCUAGGGAUCGUUGGGAGAAUAUGAGUUUAAAUCUAUAGAUAGUCAACAAUCUAAAGAUUUUAACUCUUCGGAUUGUUGAAAAUAAAUUUUAAAAUGUUUAUUGUUUGGUAAUUGUGAUUGUUAACAUUCAAUAAAAAUAAAAAAAUUAAUUUUAUAUUAAAUAACAUGUUUAUCCUUACUAAAAAAUUAGACUGGUUCGAGAAAAUAUUUAAAAAUUUAUUGACAAAUAUAUUUAAUAUGAUAAAUAAAAUAAAAUAAAAAGAAAAAAAUCUUACAAAUUAAGAUAUAGAAUCUCUCUAAUUAUGAGAGAUUUGAUAUCCGUAAAAUUUAGAGAUUUGAUAUCUCUAAAACUAAAAUCUACAAUACAAAAAGCAAUAAAAAAACACAACUUUUUAUGAAAUCUACCGAUUCAAUGAAUUCACGUCCUAAAAUCUCAAUCUCCAAAACGACCCAAUUGUAUGCCAUCCAUUUUUGUAUCAUCAUUCGUUGAACGUCCUUUUCUUAUUUCUUCAUCAUAUGAUCAAUUAUUUCGCUUUUUCCACCCCAAUUUAAAGAAAAAAAACAAACCCAAUUAAUUCUUACCCAGUCCGCUAACCAAGUUGCUGGCUUUAGAUUAGCUUAGCUACCUCCAUUGUCUAAAACAAAAACGCACCCCUCAAAUCAAACUAUUCAUUCAAGCUUUCUCCUUCUCAUCCCUUCCGUCUCUCGUUCACUGCUUAUUUCUCUCUGUCCUUGUUUUUCUUUCGGUUCUUAUUUGUUUGCAUGCUUCAAAGGAGCACUCAAUAGACACACACUACUCUCUCUCUUUCUGCGGGAGACGCACACUCCAACUCCGCACUGCAACUAACUUUGUCGCUUUGGCUUCAAAUAGUCGAAAUAUUUUUCCUUCCCAAGUAUUUGCAUGUCACGACUGCCCAGCUCCUCCUUCCUCCAUUGCCUCGACCUGGUGGUAUCUCUCUCUCUCUCUCUCUCUCUCUCUCUCUCUCUCUCUCUCUCUCUCUCUCGUCAAACUGACUUUUUGCGGUAAGUUUCCUUCCCUUUCCUCUUCUAUUCAUUCCUUCUCUUUUGUUCCUUGUUAUGUAUUCAGCCUUCUGCUCUGUGUCUCGCGCCUAUCUUUCAAAUGGGUAAUUUUCCUUGCCUCUUCGUAAUCAUGUUCGCUUGCUCUAUUUGUUCUGAUGGGGGUGUGGAGGCAGUGAGUUGGGUUGUGUAGACUCGGCCGAGUUUUGAACAAGUUCUCAAUUUGGGUUUCUGUGCCGUUCGUUGGUGGAGAGGAGGGACGAAUAUGGGACCCAUAAGAGGGAACAGAAAGAGGAAAAGAGGCGAUAAGAAGAGCGACGAGAAUGGCUAUGGUUCAGCAGCUUCUGAAUGCUCUUUGGAUUGGUGGGAUGACUUCUCCAGAAGGCUUCGUGGUUUGUUCUUCUUCUAUCUUCACCCUACAGUAGCCUCCAGAAUAUAAUUAUGUUGUUCUUGCCAAGCUCUCUAUUUGUUUUUUGGUAUUUUCUUGCUGUGUGUAUAUUAUAUAAUGAUCUGUUGCCUGCUGGUAUCGUAGUAUUUUCUGCUGCUAAUCCAGCUCGGGGCUGUAAAAUUUUUGCUUCUGCAUAUUUCACUAUGUUCUGCAGCUUUGACAUUUUCAUUUGGGAGCAUGUAUAGGCUUUUAUGUCAAAUGUAGGGUUUUAUAUUUGCGUAGCUCAUCUUUGGAUCUGGAAUUUGAUUCAGAUAAUGCAUUUGACUGACAUUAUUAUUGCAAUAAUCCGGGAUGCUGUACGUAUUCUCUUUGCUUAUGCUCCUUCUUGGACAAAAAAUGGGUGGGUGUUCCUUUUAGUUGGGAGAUAGCAAAUUGUAGUGUUUAAAAUAAUGUAGGAUCGGAGCAAUUAGGAAUGUAAUUACAGUGGGGUGGGUAAUUGAGGAAUGUCUUCGGCGAGAAAUGGGGUGAAGGGAUAACAAGAGAUAUCUGUACUCAUAAGCAUUCCCCUGUUUGAAGUCUAGAUGGGGAAUUUCUGUUACAUAUGUUAACACCUGAUUCUUGCAAAUGCUGGAUUCUAGCUCACUUGUCUAGUAUUUAUCAUCAUAUUAACAUCCUUAGCUUCUGUACUUGUAAUCUCUGAGUUAAGCUUUCAGAGUAGCGAAAUGGGUUUGUAACACUUUGAAUUAGACACUGGUGAACAUACUCCAGAUACCCAUUUUUGGAUCAUAGAUUAAGACAUCAUGCUUAAGAUAUUUGCAGCAUGUCAAGGCAGUGUUAUCAGAACUGAACAUUAGGUUGAACAUUCUCACACAGACUUUUCUACAUUGUUCUUUUAAGGUGUAGUGAAGAGGGUCAUGAUAUUGCAUUUAUAAUAGUUUCUAUAACUUCGAUUUUAGUAGUUCCCUGUGUUUAGUAGUUGAUGUUUCUGGUAGAUUCCCGCCUUUGAUGUGAAUGUGACGGUUGAGCCUGCCGAUGUAGUACCUUAUGGUUCCAUUUGCUGUUACCA
Messenger RNA from Linum trigynum, 10360 nucleotides. NCBI's taxonomy places the organism in Eukaryota, Viridiplantae, Streptophyta, Magnoliopsida, Malpighiales, Linaceae. The record is from the annotation of a GenBank genome assembly.